AUGAUCAUCAGAAACGACGCCCGGUACGGUUCGGGUCGGGUCGGCACAAUAUUGUGAAAGGGGUUAUUAGAGACUAACUCCCUCCUGAAGGACCAAACCAAACCCAAACAACAGGCAGAUCCAUAAGGACACAAUAUGAUGAGAGAAUAUGGAAGCUGUUCUGAUGGUGCCAGAGGAGAUCAUUGUUACCUGACAAACAAGGCUAAGAUAAGAAAUACAUCACAACAAGAAAAUUACUCACUGAAUCUCAGACCCUAGGCACUUGUGUGGAUCUGAGACAAUUAUUAUUUGAAUAGUUGUGGUAACUCAUUGUAACCCUGCUGGCCAGGUGUGUUGUAGCCAUAGUUAACCAGACUCUAACCCCCUCCCUCUACCAGACUCCAACCCCCUCCCUCUACCAACUCCACCCUCCCUCUACCAGACUCCAACCCCCCUCCCUCUACCAGACUCCAACCCCCUCCCUCUACCAGACUCCAACCCCCUCCCUCUACCAGACUCCAACCCCCCUCCCUCUACCAGACUCCAACCCCCUCCCUCUACCAGACUCCAACCCCCUCCCUCUACCAGACUCCAACCCCCUCCCUCUACCAGACUCCAACCCCCUCCCUCUACCAGACUCCAACCCCCUCCCUCUACCAGACUCAACCCCCUCCCUCUACCAGACUCCAACCCCCUCCCUCUACCAGACUCCAACCCCCUCCCUCUACCAGACUCCAACCCCCUCCCUCUACCAGACUCCAACCCCCCUCCCUCUACCAGACUCCAACCCCCUCCCUCUACCAGACUCCAACCCCCUCCCUCUACCAGACUCCAACCCCCUCCCUCUACCAGACUCCAACCCCCUCCCUCUACCAGACUCCAACCCCCUCCCUCUACCAGACUCCAACCCCCCUCCCUCUACCAGACUCCAACCCCCUCCCUCUACCAGACUCCAACCCCCUCCUCUACCAGACUAACCCCCUCCCUUACCAGACUCAACCCCUCCCUCUACCAGACUCCAACCCCCUCCCUCUACCAGAACUCCAACCCCCUCCCUUACCAGACUCCAACCCCCUCCCUCUACCAGAACUCAACCCCCUCCCUCUACCAGACUCUAACCCCCUCCCUCUACCAGACUCCAACCCCUCUCUCUACCAGACUCCAACCCCCUCCCUUACCAGACUCCAACCCCCCCCUCUACCAGACUCCAACCCCCUCCCUCUACCAGACUCCAACCCCCUCCCUCUACCAGACUCCAACCCCCUCCCUCUACCAGACUCCAAACCCCCUCCCUCUACCAGACUCCAACCCCCUCCCUCUACCAGACUCCAACCCCCUCCCUCUACCAGACUCCAACCCCCUCCCUCUACCAGACUCCAACCCCCUCCCUCUACCAGACUCCAACCCCCUCCUCUACCAGACUCCAACCCCCUCCCUCUACCAGACUCCAACCCCCUCCCUCUACCAGACUCCAACCCCCUCCCUCUACCAGACUCCAACCCCCCCCUCACCAGACUCCAACCCCCUCCCUCUACCAGACUUCCAACCCCUCCCUCUACCAGACUAACCCCCUCCCUCUACCAGACUCCAACCCCCUCCCUCUACCAGACUCCAACCCCCUCCUCUACCAGACUCUAA
Messenger RNA from Coregonus sp. 'balchen', 1617 nucleotides. The record is from the annotation of a GenBank genome assembly. Lineage: Eukaryota; Metazoa; Chordata; Actinopteri; Salmoniformes; Salmonidae.